AUGGAAUCUCACAACGUCCAGACUCUUCUCAGCAAACUGACUUUGGAGGAGAAAGUCUCUCUCCUCGCAGCAGUUGACUGGUGGCGCACUCCAGUCAUUAAACGAGAUGAUGUUUUCGUCCCCCAUAUCAAGACCACCGAUGGCCCCAACGGUGCUCGAGGCGAAAGUUACGUGAGCGGAAUCAAAGCAGCUUGUUUCCCAUGCGGAUCGAGUCUGGGAGCGUCAUUCGAUCGUGAUCUUCUCUUCCGUAUAGGACAAGAAAUAGCAAAGGAAGCCCAGUCGAAGGCGGCUGAUGUGUUGCUUGCUCCCACGUUGAAUGUGAUCCGCUCUCCUCGAGGUUCGUCUACAGCCUGUCAGAGGGGGAAUUUUGCUGAAAUCUAUUAG
Molecule: messenger RNA, 384 nt
Organism: Aspergillus puulaauensis
Lineage: Eukaryota; Fungi; Ascomycota; Eurotiomycetes; Eurotiales; Aspergillaceae
Exons: 2
Coding region: 1-384 (127 amino acids)
Biological process (GO): glucan catabolic process
Molecular function (GO): beta-glucosidase activity
Source: RefSeq, a predicted model, not a curated record